CUUCCUCAGCCAAACAAAUGGAGGACGGAUUGGAACAAGCCAGCUGCUACCCGAGAAAUCGAAUCCAGAUUGGAUCCAAAUAGCGUGUUCGCCUAGGAGGCCCCGGCCGACUUGUCCGAAACCGGCAUGAUGUAGAGCCAAAUCCAUUCAAUACAUUUCGCUUGCAUUCUUCAAGCAAUAUAUCCUAGGAGUGUCCUGCCACCAAUUCUUCCACAGAGUCGCCCUCGUGUUCGUAGUAGCAGUGAGUUAUUUGUGUUGAAUUUCGCCAGCGAAAUUUGAAUCGAUUUCCAAGGCGUUAGGAUCAAGUGAUCGAGUGCCAAACAUGUCGGUGGUGGAUUUGACCCGCACCUACAUCCAUGACUUAUGGGAGCUCAGGGACAAACGAAUGGAUGGUUAUCCACUCAUGUCCAGUCCAUGGCCUGCCAUAGGUCUAUGCUUCGGUUACAUCUGCAUCGUCAAGCUCAUUGGUCCGGCCAUAAUGAAGAACAGGGAACCGUUUCAGCUCAAGACUCCGAUGUUGCUCUACAACGGAUUCCAGGUGGUUUUCAGUCUAUUUGUGGUGUGUCUUGGCAUCCAAGCCGGGUGGUUCAACGGAUACAGCCUCAGGUGUCAACCUGUGGACUAUUCCAAUGAGCCCAAACCCGUCCUCAUGGCCUUUUCCACAUACUUGUACUUCUGCAUGAAAUUCGUCGAGUUCCUAGACACGAUCUUCUUCAUUCUCCGGAAAAAGGACUCCCAAGUAUCGUUUCUCCACGUGGCCCAUCACGCAAUUAUGGCCGUUUACAUGUGGCCCAUUGUUCGAUUCAUGCCUGGAGGCCAUGGAAGUUUGGCGGGGCUUUUGAAUUCAUUCGUGCAUAUCAUCAUGUACGGAUACUAUUUCAUGGCGGCUUUGGGUCCCCGGUUCAAGCGGUUCUUGUGGUGGAAGCGUUACUUAACCUGGCUUCAGAUGGUCCAAUUCUUCGUGAUAGCUAUUCAUAGUGUUCAGUUGUUAGUUGUGGAGGAUUGCGGUUAUCCAUGGGAAUACGCAUACGUCGUUUUGGCAUUGAUGGUGUUUUUCUUGACACAAUUCGCGAAUUUCUAUGUCCAAUCUUAUCUCUCGACCCCACGAGUGAAUGGAUCGGCCACGAUGAUCAAGGAAGAUUAGACAAGAGACAAAGAGACACAGAAGAAAAGCGAAGAAUGCAAUUGCAAUACGCCACGAUCCCCCCCUCCUCCCCCGAGAAUCGUUAGUGUGAUUUAAAUGGCCAACAGGCCUUAUUGCUAGGUUUGCUUUGACAAUUGCAAGUACAAUGAUUCAUGUUAUACUGUACACCGGUACAUUAUCGUGCCUAUCAUGGGUCACAUAACCAAGAACAACCUUGACUAGGACCAAUUCCAAUUAUUGUACAGUGCGUGUUAUUAGGCGUUGAUAUUUUUGCUCUCUUGGGACGUUUGGCAAAAACCCUAGCACAACUAUGCUCGCUUCAAUAAACUGCACUCCAUAGCGUUGAAAUAUGGUGAACCAGUGUCAGCUAUCUUUGAAAUAAUAACCCGCUGAAUUGCUGUGUU
Tigriopus californicus is the source of this 1548-nucleotide messenger RNA. RefSeq names its product elongation of very long chain fatty acids protein AAEL008004-like. The transcript has a single exon. Gene Ontology annotation, molecular function: fatty acid elongase activity. Gene Ontology annotation, biological process: fatty acid elongation, monounsaturated fatty acid; fatty acid elongation, polyunsaturated fatty acid; sphingolipid biosynthetic process. Gene Ontology annotation, cellular component: endoplasmic reticulum membrane. The record is from RefSeq and is a predicted model, not a curated record. Lineage: Eukaryota; Metazoa; Arthropoda; Copepoda; Harpacticoida; Harpacticidae. Bases 323 to 1144 code for a protein of 273 amino acids.